Molecule: messenger RNA, 2279 nt
Organism: Didymella exigua CBS 183.55
Lineage: Eukaryota; Fungi; Ascomycota; Dothideomycetes; Pleosporales; Didymellaceae
Product: kinase-like protein
Exons: 5
Coding region: 203-2095 (630 amino acids)
Biological process (GO): peptidyl-serine phosphorylation; intracellular signal transduction
Molecular function (GO): protein serine/threonine kinase activity; ATP binding
Source: RefSeq, a predicted model, not a curated record
CGCUCUGUGCACUUUGAAAGAAAGUACGCUGCUAUUUCCCUCUACCCACCCGCUCUCUCCCCGCGGCCACGCAGCACUCCCUCCACCCCUCUCCCUCGAAAACAUUGCGAACUUCUCGAACCUCACCGCCUACGGCACACUUCGAUCUACGGCACACUGAGGAGGCUCCUGCAGGCCACCUCGGCACCGCACUCGCUUCACAAUGAACAACCAGCAGCAGGGCAACCGCCUGCAGCUCAACUUUGGCUUUGGUGGUGGGGGUGACCGCAACAACCAGUAUGCCCAAGAGCAAGGCCGCGCGUUUCCCACGACGCCGUCGACAUUCCCGCAGCCUGUGUACCCAAACCAGGCUGGCCAGCAGGAAGUUUGGGGUGCGCAGCAGCAGAUGGGCGGCAAUGGCUACGGAGGCUACUUCCAGAGCCCCUACCAGCAGGCCCAAUACCAAGGGCAGCAGGGGAACCUGCAAGCUCCAGGUUCAGCUCGCGCCUUUGACCAGAGCCCUAACGGUCUAGCCCAGCAGCUAUCACAGCAGCACCUCGGAGGGGGCAGCAACCGCUCUGGGAGCUCCUACGGCCGCCAGCCCUCGCCAAGCCAGCAGCGACCCCGUACUGCUGACAACCGCGGAUAUGGAUACGGAAGCUAUGGAGGCGGCUCUGCACCCCGCCAGCCGUCACAGUCAUUGUACGAGGAGGAAGCGCCGGCCAGAAACCCUGAGAAGUACUCGAGCAACGUCGCCCAGCAAGCAACAAUGUCGAAGGGUCUGAUCAAUACCUUCUUCAAGGAUAGUGUUCAGCGAGCACGCGACCGCAACCAGAGAGCAUUGGAACUUGAAUCCAUCAUGAAGGAGCCUUCGAUCUCCGACAACCGCAAAGCCCAGAAGGAGAACAACAUGCGCGGUGCUGAGAUUCAAUACCUGCGAUUCCUGCGAACAAAGGAGAAGCCCGACAACUUUUCGACACUGAAGGUCAUUGGUAAGGGUGCGUUCGGAGAGGUCAAGCUUGUCCAACGCAAGAAUGACGGCAAGAUCUACGCGCUCAAGUCACUGGUCAAACAGGAGAUGUUCAAAAAGGAUCAACUCGCCCACGUACGAUCCGAACGUGAUAUCCUCGCCGAGUCGGACAGCCCCUGGGUUGUCAAGCUGCACACAACGUUCCAGGAUAACACUUUCCUUUACAUGCUCAUGGAGUUUUUGCCUGGUGGCGAUUUGAUGACGAUGCUCAUCAAGUACGAGAUCUUCACAGAAGACAUCACGAGAUUCUACAUGGCGGAGAUUGUCCUUGCCAUAGAAGCUGUUCACAAGCUUGGCUUCAUUCACCGUGAUAUCAAGCCUGACAACAUUCUUUUGGACCGUGGAGGUCACAUCAAGCUGACCGAUUUUGGUCUGUCGACAGGUUUCCACAAGGAGCAUGAUGCCGGCUACUACAAAAAGUUGCUUGCUGGCGGCGCGCACAAGUCUAAUCGUGACAACCGAAACUCGAUGAACAUGGAUCAAAUCCAAUUGACAGUCAGCAACCGCACACAGAUCAACACAUGGAGGAAGUCGCGUCGCCAGCUGGCCUACUCCACUGUCGGUACACCCGACUACAUUGCGCCCGAGAUUUUCAGUGGCCAAGGAUACGACUUUGGCUGCGAUUGGUGGUCUGUUGGCACCAUCAUGUUCGAAUGCCUUAUCGGCUGGCCUCCGUUCUGCGCAGAGGAGCCCCAUGAUACCUACCGCAAGAUCGUGGAUUGGCCACGCAACUUGCACUUCCCACCGGACCAGCAGCUCGGCGCUGAGGCGGAGGACUUUGUGAGGCGCCUGAUCUGUGAUGCCGACCACCGUCUCGGCCGCAUUGGCGGAGCCAGCGAGAUCAAGCAACAUCCAUUCUUCCGCGGUGUCUCAUGGGAUGGCCUGCGACGCAUCCGUGCACCUUUCGAGCCUAAGCUGCAGUCCAACGUUGAUACACAAUACUUCCCCAUUGAUGAGAUUGACCAGAACGACAACAGCGCUGCCUACAGGGCACAAGCCGCGCAGUCUGGAGAGGACGAGUACGCCACCAGCCUUCCGUUUAUCGGCUACACAUACAAGCGUUUCGAUGCUUUCCGAGGUGCAUAGAGUGCUCGUCGACUGGUUACGACGAUACACUGCAUAAUUGCAUAUCGUUUUUGCAGGCUUUGGCAUCGUACUCAAGCAUCGCCUAGGCGUUGGGCCUCGUUUCCCUUGGACUCAUAUCUUACGUUGUCAUUCGGCACCUCAUUAGAAGUAUGGAGAGCCCGCGGUGCAGGAAUCAUGUGGGCGG